CGUGGCGGGGGCGCGCGCGCAGGCGCCGUGCGGCGGCGCUCGCCCCUCCCCCGCCCGCGGUCGGCGACGCCGGGUGCCGCUCGGUGGCUGGCGGAGGGCGCGCGGCGGCGGCGGCGACAGCGGCAGCUGCUGAGGGGGCGCCGCCGCGACCCGGCCCGGCCCGGCCGCCUCGUCGGCGGGAGCAGCCGCCGCGCCGCGACGCGACACGACACCGCCGCGGCCGCCUCCUCCCGCGCGGGGCUGCCCGCCCGCUCGUCCGCCCGCCCGCCCGCCCGCGGGGCGCAGGAGAUCCAGUUUUAGAGCUGUGUGGAAGCCGUUACCACUUACCUUUGAAAUAGUCAAACUAGAUCCCAGAAAGACUCGGAAGGAUUGGUUCUUCUGGUUUCAACCAAACUCGCUUGCAUUCCUGCAAUUUGGAUAGAGUGUAUCCAUUAAGGUUAAUGACUCUCCAUUGUCCUUUAUCUAGCGGUUCUCUGUUCAGGUUGUUAGUUCAAGAUGGCAGACCAGAGGCAACGUUCGCUGUCUACCUCUGGAGAAUCAUUAUACCAUGUGCUAGGACUGGACAAGAAUGCCACUUCUGACGAUAUUAAAAAGUCAUACAGGAAGCUUGCAUUGAAAUACCAUCCUGAUAAGAACCCUGAUAAUCCAGAGGCAGCAGAAAAAUUUAAAGAGAUCAAUAAUGCACAUGCGAUAUUGACUGACGCCACGAAGAGAAACAUUUAUGAUAAGUAUGGUUCUCUGGGUCUGUAUGUAGCAGAGCAGUUUGGAGAAGAAAAUGUGAACACAUACUUCGUCCUAUCCAGCUGGUGGGCAAAGGCCUUGUUCGUGUUCUGUGGGCUCAUCACAGGCUGCUAUUGCUGUUGCUGUCUGUGUUGCUGCUGUAAUUGUUGCUGUGGGAAGUGUAAACCUAAACCUCCUGAAGGUGAAGAGCAGGAAUACUACGUCUCUCCAGAGGACUUGGAGGCACAGUUGCAGUCAGAUGAAAGGGAGGCCUCAGACACACCUAUUGUGAUACAGCCAGCAUCAGCCACAGAGACAACCCAGCUCACAGCUGACUCUCACCCCAGCUACCACACUGAUGGAUUUAAUUAAGUUAAAGAAAUACUGUAAUUAGAAUGGAUAAAUAAAUACAUGGCCAACUCAACACUAGAAUCAUGAACAUUAGAAGUAGAGAUGGGGAGGGGGAAAAAUUCUGCCACAGUAAAAAGGCAGCUUUCCAACCUGCCGAAAAUAUUUUGUAAUCCCUUCAGCCUUUUGUCACCUUCAGUGUCGUAUCUUGACGAUACGUGAAGUGCUGUAGCAUGCAGUAUUUAAAGCAGUUUAUCUAUGAUCUUAUUUGUUUCCUUUCCUUUCCUUUUUUUUUUUUUUAAUAGCAUGUAUGGAGUUAUGUUAAAUGUCUGUGGUGUAAUGUAUUGAGUUGUCACAAAAUAAGUGUGAUGGAGACAUUCUGCAUUUUAAGCAGUGGUAUUGGCCUAAAAAUGAGAUUUUAAAAAAGAAAACGUUUCACAGAAGCCACCAUGCUUCCAUACAGCUGAGCUGUUGAAGACCUUUUAAAAGUUCAUGGUUUUUCAUGUGAAUGCAACAAUCAAUCCUUUUAUUUGUCCUUUUCCUGCAUUGUUAUCUAAGCAAGUUUACAAAGCCAAGAACCAAAAAUGCCAGUACUGCAGAACUAGAUUUCUCCUUAAUGCUGGUUUUCAGCUUAAAUAAAUCCACCUUGAAAAAUAAAAAGGGAGAGUUUUCAAUCUUUGAAGAGUAAAUUGAUGAACAGCUGUUUAUGCUUAAGGGGAUCUUCAGUGACAGUGUAACCACAAAAGUUAAUUUGCCACAAACCCAAAUAUAAAUAGGUUUAUUUGGUGGUGGUCAUGGUGGACUUUAAACUUCAAGCACAAUUCUGUUUUGGUUUGACUUUUUCCUGAAAUUCUAAAGACCAAAUAAUGCAGCUUUUCUGAAUGCAUGAGAAUCUUGAAGUGAAACCAAUUAAUCAGUUUUUAUUGGCCAAGUAAAUAAAAUGCAGAUGAUAGGCAAUAGCGUAAAUGUAAAAAAGAAAAAAAAAAGAUUUCUUAAAAUGUGUUUGAAUAAUCCAACAUUCUAAUAGACAAAUGGGGUAUUACUUUUUUGUUUUUUAUUCAGUUUUUGUUAACACAAAAGCUCUUUGAUUUUCUCAUGAACAUCUUUAUGGAAUACUUAAAUAGCUUUUUAAGAACAAAACACUUUUCUUUGUGUUUAUGUUGUAUAAUUUGCACAUAGUCUUGCAUUUAGACUUGUUUACAUCAGUGUUUUUCUAUUCCUCAGAAAAACUUUGGGAAAACUAUUGAAAGGUUUCCUGUACUGUUUUGAAACCAAAUCAUUUUUGAAUACUGCUCUUGAAACUGGAUUAUUGAGAUUUAUGACAACAUUUUAGUCAGCUGGUGAAUUGCUGGUAUAUUUUGUUGUUAAUAAUCUUGCUUUAGAUAAUAUUGAGUCAGGAUCUAGAAUAGCUACCAGUAAAUCUACACUUGGCACUUUUAGCAUUUAUUUACAACCUCUUUAAUUUUGAUCUUCAUGGUUUUAUAUCACAUUGCCUCUACUGUCCUUUUCAUCCCCCAUCUCCCCUUUUCAUUUAUCAUCUAUUUCUCUUGAUGAGUGAUUUAAAUCCUCCCAUCUAGUAUCUUCUUUGAAGGUCUUUUAUGCUGCUUUUUCUACAAGGUCCAGGUGUUGCUUUUGAAUGGGUUAAAGCACUGUCAGCUUAUAAGAUGACCACCUGAAAAUGAAGGGGACCCUCCUGUCUGAGGAGGGCAAGGCGUACUGCCAUUUGGCUGGCCUAGGUUUGUAAAAGGUACAGUUUUUCUGGAUACUGUCCGGAUUAAAGGGGGGGAGAGGAAUGUGAAAAUCUGUCUGAAUGUAUUUCAUUCUGCCUUUCCAUGGGCCGAAAAUGAUAGAGCACAUAGUCUGACGUGAAACCCUGUUAAACAUACCAGGUAGAAGAAAAGGUUCUUUACACAGUCUAAAUACUAAGUGAGAGAUGGUCACAAACUCAGACUUUCCCGUAGCAGUUGGUACAAGCACAUUUGUUGCCUGCAUGUGAGCUUGUUGCAGAUAGGUAUGCUUUUGAUAACACAUUGGGAUCCAGAAAUCCAAAAAGAGCUUUUAAUUAACUGACCAGAUUUAAGAAACAGUUGUUAAGUAAGUUCUUCCUUGUUGACAGUCCUUCAGAUCUGAAACCUUGUGGUUUACUGGUUUACUUUUAACUUUUUGUAUCAGGCAAAACUGUCUUGGAUGGCUUUGAGGACAGUCAUAUAUGAUUUGACUUGAGGUCCUUAUUAAUCAAAGUCUUUGACCCUUUGGAAGGAAAAGUAACUUUUAAGCUGGGAAAAAUAACAUCUCAUGGGCUUGCCUUGUAGAUUUUGUCUGAAGCCUGUUCUUAAAGUAGAAUUCCACCCUUGAAUAUGCUUGAAUAUCUAUGCAGACUUUAUCCGCUACAAACUCACUGGUCAAAAUUGCAACCCGUGCAAAUGAGUCAAUGUUCUUGGUAAAAAUAAAGUGAUAACUUUGUGGCUUUGUAAAUCAGCUUAGUUAGUAAGAGGGACUCAGCAGAAGGAGAAAAAUGCUGUUUCCUUGUGUACCGCAGUCUGUAAUACUCUUCUGUUUCCAUGUAUUGGUCUAGAUGUGUAACACAAAAGGGCAGUUGUUGCUCUGCGGGAGCAGCUGGGACUCGUCACAUCGGGGUCGGCUGGUGGCGUUCCUUCCAAAUUGGGUUCUGUUUCUCAGUCUCCCUGGGUACUUCCCUGGUCUGGACGAGUCGGCGGGAGGUUGUGGCUUGGAAACUGGGCGCGCUGGGGACUUGUGUAACGUACCUUCAGGCCGUGGCGAGAGUCACUCUUACUCCGUUCCCCAGAAGCAGUGCAGUGUGAGGGAGCCCUGCAGACUUCUGUGUACAGGCUGAUAUCAAAACUGAAAUGUAUGAAGCCAAUGAAGGUUGGAGGGGAUACCUUUAUCCGUGUUUUGCACUACUUGUGCAAAAGUUCAGGAUAAAUUUGCUGUUUUAAAAACAGACAAACAAUUCCCUUCCCUUCCUGAACCCAACAUUUCAACCAGCAAUUAGUUCUUCAUUUACCAAGGCAUGAAUUUAAGAGAUACUGCUUGCUUUUCAGCUGUUUCUGUGGUUGUGGGAAUAGUAAUUUAAUCUGUAUAUUGUAUAUGCCCAUACGAUGUUAGGUGUUUCAAGGGAAACUACUCUGAGAUCCCAGUUACAAGAAAUCAAGGGGAAAAAUAUGAAUAUGAGUAUCUUUUGAAACUGCUAAGUUUGCCCAGGUUAGUCUUAAACCUCUGAAUUUAAGAUUACUGUGUACUAAUGUGUUCUUGACUUUCUUUCUUUCCUUACUUCUCAAACUGUGUAAGAAAUAGUUAUUUAAACAGUGUUUCUUUAAAACAAAAAUUGUAUAAUCAGAAGAUAUCUAGGUUAAUGCCCACUUUUUUCUUAUGUCGUAAAUAAGGUACAAGUGUAUCCUGGGGUUACACGAGUUGCACUUCUGUCUUUGAAAAAUGGCCAAAUUGAAUUCCAGUGAAUGCAGAAUUGUACUGGAAAUAAUGGUUAAAAAUCUAGUGCUUAAGAUCAACCAACAUAUCUGAGCUUAAGUUUCUGGAGCUGCGAUGUCCCUGCCAGAGCUGAAAUAGCAUAACUUUACAGGCACUAAAGCCUGGGUGAAAAUACUUGUUACUGGCUUAUAUGCAGAAUGUUUCCUUCCAAAAUUAAACCUGAGCACUGUUGAUCUGUUUGGUGUGUUGCCAGAAUUAAAACUUGAAGUUUGAUUUUUUUUGUUUUGUUUUUUUUUGUUUUGUUUUGUUUUUUAAAAGUCACAUCAUGAUUUUUACAAGUUACCUGAGAAUCUCUGUUUAAGUAGUUCAGCCACUUCCAUCUAGCUCAUCGAACCUACUCGGCACCCAUUUUCUUAACAGUUGUAGCUCCUUGUUAUUAGGAGUUUAUGGGACCAUCUGGUUUGGAGAGUUUCAUGGACUGAUAUCAAGGACCACUGAUCUUAUCCAAAAGUUUUGUUGUAUGGAGAGCUAUGGUAUUUGUAACUUAGGAUAAGUAAGGAAAGCUACUGCCUCCUUUCAAGGAAUGUGUAGGUACUGUCUCAUCUGACAGCAGCAAAGCUGUCUUAGAAGUAGCUGGUGCUGGACUUGCUGUGCCCUGUCCUCCCUGUGCAUGGGGAAUUCCCCAAACCCAAUGUAGUACAACCAAGAAUUCAAUACUUCACUUGAAGUGAAUGAAGGGGCGUCACACCUGUUAAAUGCCAGUUUCAUUUUGUUAGUAAUAUGUGUAGGAAGUUCUUAAAUAUUUAUCUGUAUAUAAAUUUGUUUAUGUAAACAUCAAUGGCAUCUGAUAUUGUGUAGAUUUCUGCUAAUUCCAUGCAGGGAUGUUUUAGAGCCAUAUUAUCUUUUUAGUCUUAUUUUUAGAUUUGUAGUAUUUUUAAACUGCUUUAGAUAUUAGUGCUCAUAGUGUUCUUGAAAAUGUGAUGCUCUUUGAAACGUAUGUGUACACAGCCUACAGUAUGAUUAGAAACACCUGCUUAGGAAGACGGCUUUAACACAGUACUAAGAAAUACUGAGUCUUGCAACAGUGCUGUGGUGGUGGUGGGGCUACAAUUUUAAAAACCCUUGAUGUCGGAGCAUAUAUGCAUUACAGGUAUAACCAGGGCAGGAACCUGACAGCAAAUAUAUUCCUGAUCCAUUUUUAAAAUGGUUAUGUUAUGUGGUGUGGAGGGAUGUGACUAUGCUUUUUAGGGGGCUGAUCUUUGAGCAUUUGUAAUGUACACAGUCCUUGAGAGAGGUACCUGUUUUCUUAACUAGUUUGUGCCCUUUGUCUGGUGCCCUUCAGUGUUCUUGGCAUUUCCAGAAAACUUAGGAAAUGCAUUUGUGCUGCAGUUUUUUCUACCCAAUGCAACUGGAUAUUGGCUUACUGCUUAACAGGAGAUUCUUGCUAGGUAGUCAGGUAGGCUUUUGCCACUUGGCAGCCCCUGCCUCAUGUUAAUAAUUCUGGAUGCUGUUUAAAUCUGCAUUAAUCUUAGAAUCAGAGCACUGAAACGUACCUCCCCCCAUGCGAAUAUUUAUAGUGUAAGGUUGGUAUAAACUUAACUUGCUUUGUCAUUUGAUGCCGCUUCUCUGUAUUAUAGUGGAAAUCAUCUAGUUUGUAGUAUAUCAUUAUGCCAACAACUGCUUAAAAUAUCUUGAAAGAAGUAUAAUUGAUAGCUAACAAAAUGGCAGGUAAUUUGUCAGUGUUCAAGUCCUGCAAGAACUAUGGUCUGCUCUACGUACUGUAUUUGGAGAUUUAAGUGCUAUCUGAGACUCUGCAAGACUGAAAUUCCCAUUUCAUUCCAAGAAGGUGCUUUCUUUACAAGAAGAAACUGUGUAAGGGAAGCUUUCUGUUGUUUUUGUUUGCACAAGCCAAACUCCAUAGAUCUGGAAGACAUACCUUCAUUUGAAAAUAAAAUGCCAAUGUUACAUGUACAGUUAAUUUUGUUGUUAGAAGGAGAGAUGCUGGGAAUUGUUGGUGGCUAUAUAUAUGUGUAGAGGAAGCUCUUACACAAAAUGGCUAUCCAUUCUUGAGUGCUGUCGUCUUCUCUGCUCCCUUUCCCCCACAGCCAGCAAUGUGGGUGUAUUCUCGUAGUUUGUGAAUGGUUGCUUAUAUUCUGUGUACAGCAAUGGCUUCCAAAAAAUGUAACGACCUACCUGAUUCCUGCCAACUGCCCUGUCCUGUGAGGGCGGAGCUGGGAUUUACCUGUUUCAACUCUCCUAUAGAGGAAAGAAAUGACACCCAACAGUAGCAAGGAGGGUAAGGGCGAUCUCUGGAAUAACUUUGGCUUGCAUGGGCUGGUAUGUGGGGGGGACAGUAAAUAUGGUCAAUGUGCUAAUCACUAAAGGCGUAAUAGAAUAUAUUGAUGUGUUUUUUUUCCUAUACUGGUUUUAACUACUUUGUACUCUACAAAGUGGGACUCGGUGACUUCACAAAGCAAGGUCCAAACCUGUGCUGUAGGUUUUGGAUUGCAACAUCAUGUGUGUGUAUGUAUGUAUAUAUGCACAUAUGUAUAUAUUUAUACAACAGGUGUGCACCUAGUACUUGCUGCUGUUUUUUCUUUGGUGGUAAAACAUGAAAUUUGGCUCAAAGUACUUCUAUGAACUCUCAGACAGAAAAGCCGAAGGUGUGAGUUUCGUGUGUCCAGAAUUGUGCUUUCUCCUUUCAGCUGCAGGAAAAAACAAACAAGAUUUGUCAGUUUAAAUGACCGAUGAAGGAAAUGGUGAAAGGAUCCUGUUGUAUAAAUAAAUAGGUAGUACUAGUGAGAGAGCUGUGCUGUUUGAAAAGGGAAAAUCAAUCUUCUACUCAAGCGGAUUCCUAAAGUCUUCCCUCCUUGCUAGUGAGAAUUUAAACUUGAAUCAUAUGAUGCAUUUGCACAGUCUGGUCCAGUUAUUCAAUUUAUAGUGCUUACAGGUUGGAUUCAUAAGACUUGGAGUUAUUGCAAGUCAUAAAACUAAAGUUAGCUGAUGAUUUGCAUAAAGGCAAAAAGAUUGUGGCCAACGUACGUGUAUGUACCACCAAAUUACUUCUAGUCAUAUUGGGUAGAGAAUGCAGCUGGCCCUAGUUGGGCCCUAUGUUCCAGAAGCUGUUGCCUAACAUACAAAACACACAUGGGUUUUCUGCUUAAUGGCAAUCAGCAGAAAUGGGGAAAUAUAUGGGGGAUUCCUUUUAUUACUUACAUGUUUGAAGUUAUAUUUGUGUCUGUUACGGUAGAUGAACUUUGAAGUUUGCCAAGUUCAAAACACUCGCUGUUUCCUUGUUUGGAUGUGUGCCACUUAAGCCAGUUGCUGUCAUUCCUUCCUUCCACUGCAUCCCCACCUUCUCCCACUUUUUGGGGCUGGGUGUGGAUUAUUUGGUUUGCGUUAUCACAGACAUCCAAGGCAGUUUAGGUUAAUUUUGCAUGUGAGCAAGGCCCUGAAAUAAAUAAUUCAUUAUGGGGUUUUGUUAUAUUGGCCUCUUUAUGAAGCCUGUGGGAGCUGAAGAUGUGAUGAGAGAAUGCGUUUUGCAUUUGCACUGGACUUCGGCUCCGGUGGGGUGGGAGGGGUUGGGGAGGGAAGCCCAUGUUUAAAAAAAUGUUUGCCGAUGUAAAAACAAUCAAAGUAUAAAUGCAUCUGAAAAGCGAUUAUAAUAUAGACUUAUAUAUAUUUUGUUAUGUUACUAAAGGACCACACUUCGAAUUGUAUGUAAGUAAAUGUGGCUGUCUGAACUUUGUGGAUUGUAACACUCGAUACUACUGAGCUCCUGUACAUACACGCAGUUACAGCAGAAGGAAUUAUUUUAUGUUUUAGCAUGGUAAUUUGUGUAUUGUAUGUCCGAACAUAAACUAAAAUAAAGAUUGCUAAGUUAUCUGAAACCACUGUUGUAAAAUAAAUGUUUUCAAUGCGGAAAUAAA
Messenger RNA from Dromaius novaehollandiae (emu), 8444 nucleotides. It is a transcript of the gene DNAJC5, whose product is annotated as DnaJ heat shock protein family (Hsp40) member C5. Gene Ontology annotation, cellular component: presynapse; membrane; intracellular membrane-bounded organelle. The transcript is spliced from 7 exons. The record is from RefSeq and is a predicted model, not a curated record. Lineage: Eukaryota; Metazoa; Chordata; Aves; Casuariiformes; Dromaiidae. Bases 496 to 1092 code for a protein of 198 amino acids. Gene Ontology annotation, biological process: regulation of synaptic vesicle cycle.